AUGAUUUCCAAAUCGCCAUACGACGAUAUCAACAUCCCAAAAUGCAAUAUUCUAUCAUAUUUAUUCCCGACAGGGAAGGAUCCUUCUUUGACACCACUCUGGAUUGAUGCCAAGUUCCCCAGAAAUAGCUUAUCGCCAGCUGAUCUGUUGCUCUGGGUGAAGAAGUUUGCUCUGGGACUGGACAACCUGGGAAUUGGGGAGAAUACUGCCAUUAUGGAGUUCACCCCCAACCACCUCUAUGUACCGGUGAUAUAUCUCGGAGCCGCGGGUUCUAAAAGAUAUUACACUGGUGCUAACUCAGCAUACACCGCUGACGAACUUGCUUAUCAGAUGUUGAUCGUUAAGCCCGCGGUGAUCCUGGUCCACCCGAGCCUCUUUAAAACUGCAAUGGCCGCAGCUAAAAAACUUGGAGUACCAAAGGCGAGGACGUUUCUUUUCUCGGCAUAUACCUGUGCUGAGCAAGACGGUGUUCGAGACUGGAGAACACUCCUUGCUUCAAACCAGGACGCUGCUUCCUGGGAUUGGGAUGAGCUCGGCAAUCAGGCUGAGAUACAGAUAGCAACUAUUAAUUUCUCCAGUGGAACAACAGGAUUACCCAAGGGGGUGUGCACCAGCCACUAUAACCUCGUAUCAAAUGCAUCUCAAGUACUUCGUGGGAUGUUCGAUACGGCGCCAGAAACACAGAUCGGAGAUAAUGAAAAGUGGCUUGCUGGUCUGCCUCUCUAUCAUGCUUUCUCUCAACUAUACACUAUUAAUAUCGCUUGCCGGCUGGGGAUUCCCGUCUACAUCCUGGAAAAGUUCGCCCUUACUACGUUUCUUGAAUACAUCCAGAAAUUCAAGAUCACUACGAUACAAACGGUGUCCCCCGUAAUGGCCUUGAUUGCUAGCACCCCCGAUACUAUGAAGUUCGAUUUAAGUAGCCUGAAAAAUGUCAUGGUGGGCGCAGCUCCGAUAUCGCUAGAACUACAGUCCGACCUAAUAAAGCGAUUUGGGUUUUGCAUCUCCCGCGGCUGGGGGACGACGGAAACUACUUGUGUCGGCACAAAGCUACCUAUCAACAGGAUCUACAAUCAUAACAGUAUAGGUUACCUACUUCCAAAUACACAAGCCAUGAUCGUGGAUGAGAGGGCCCAGGAGAUUGAAACAGGCCCCGGAGAGCUUUGGAUACGUGGCCCUCAGAUGAUGCUGGGCUACUGGAAAAAUAGAAAGGCAACGAAUGACAGUUAUGCUGCUGGGGGUUGGCUCAAAACUGGCGAUAUAGUUAUUGUCAAGGACGACCUAUGGUGGAUCGUGGAUCGGAAGAAAGAGCUGAUCAAGGUCAAUGGGUCGCAAGUGGCACCCGCAGAGCUUGAAGCCGUCCUACUUCAGCACGACCUAAUUGUGGAUGCGGCUGUAGUGGGACUGUCGGUUGAUGGAAAUGAAUAUCCUCGAGGCUAUGUUGUGGCGCAUCCUGAUGCCCUCGGCCAAGGUUUGACAGAGGAGGAUAUCUUGAGUUAUGUGGCCCAAAAGGUGGCUAAACACAAGCAAUUGAGAGGCGGAAUACAGUUCAAGGAAGCAAUUCCGAGGCUUCUAAGUGGCAAAAUCAUGCGAAGGGUUGUUAAAGAAUGGCAAAAGAAGAUGCACGACUUAUCCAACAGCAGCGUAGUCGGCUCUAGUUUGGUUCUUAAUUUCAGAGUAAGACGAAAGUCAAGAGAGAAUAAAGUUGGAUUCGCAUUCAAUUUGAGGCACAGAAAAGUGAUGAAACACUGA
Molecule: messenger RNA, 1749 nt
Organism: Exophiala aquamarina CBS 119918
Lineage: Eukaryota; Fungi; Ascomycota; Eurotiomycetes; Chaetothyriales; Herpotrichiellaceae
Exons: 1
Coding region: 1-1749 (582 amino acids)
Biological process (GO): secondary metabolic process
Molecular function (GO): CoA-ligase activity
Source: RefSeq, a predicted model, not a curated record